Rhodamnia argentea is the source of this 2050-nucleotide messenger RNA. RefSeq names its product pentatricopeptide repeat-containing protein At1g74630-like. Gene Ontology annotation, biological process: RNA modification. Gene Ontology annotation, molecular function: RNA binding; protein binding; zinc ion binding. The record is from RefSeq and is a predicted model, not a curated record. Bases 45 to 1979 code for a protein of 644 amino acids. The transcript has a single exon. Lineage: Eukaryota; Viridiplantae; Streptophyta; Magnoliopsida; Myrtales; Myrtaceae.
CAUGCCACCGACCAUGGAGAGUGGGAGAUGUCGAUGAGCUGAGCAUGAACAACCCGGCAAAUCUUUGGCAGUCACCGUCGAUAUUGAACCAUUGCAGGACCCUCAAGUCCGUCAAGAUCGUGCAGGCCCUCCUCUGCAAAACCGGCAUCGACAACGAUCCUGUGUUCGCCGGGAAACUCCUCCACUGCGCCAUCACCAUCUCCGAUGCCCUCGACUAUGCUCGCCGUCUCUUCCUUCACUUCCCGAACCCCGAUACGCUCAUGUACAACGUCCUCAUUCGGGGUUUUGCCGAGUCCGAUACCCCUCGUAAUUCCUUUUCAUUGUUCAGUGAAAUGCGUCGGAAAUCGGUCGCUCCCCCUGACAGCUUUUCUUUUACGUUCGUGCUUCAAGCAGCUGCGAAACUGCGGUCUUUGCGGGCUGGAAUUCAGUUGCAUUGUCAAGCUCUGGUUCAUGGGCUGGACACCCAUGUUUUUGUCGGGACGACUAUGAUAAACAUGUACGGUGAAUGCGGGCACGCUGAUUUCGCGCUGCAAGUGUUUGACGAAAUGCGUGACCCAAACGCUGUUUCUUGGAAUGCGAUUAUCUCUUCCUGUUUUCGGUCUGGGGACUUGAAGCUUGCUAAGACUAUGUUUGAUGCCAUGCCUUUUAGGAAUUCAACUUCGUAUAAUGUCAUGCUUGCAGGAUACAUGAAAGCAGGACAGCUUGACCUUGCUAUGGAGGUGUUCUCUGCGAUACCCUUGAAGGAUGAUGUAUCUUGGAGUACUAUGAUUGUUGGAUUUGCACAUAGUGGGUGUUUUGACGAGGCUUUCAGAUUUUUCAGGGAUUUGCAGCGAAUAGGAAUGAGACUAAAUGAGGUGAGCUUGAGUGGAGUCUUAUCUGCAUGUGCCGAUGCAGGGGCAUUUGAGUUUGGGAAAGUAUUACACGGAUUAAUAGAUAAAAGUGGCUUUUCAAAUAUCAUCUCUGUGGCUAAUGCAUUGUUGGAUACUUACUCUAAGUGCGGUAAUAUACGCAUGGCUCGGUUGGUUUUUGAAAUGAUGCUACACAGAAGAAACAUUGUUUCAUGGACUUCAAUGAUUUCAGGCUUGGCCAUGCAAGGUUACGGGGAAGAAGCAAUAGAACUUUUCCAUCAAAUGAAAGGGUGUGGAAUUGUGCCCGAUGGCAUAACCUUUAUUUCCAUCCUAUAUGCUUGUAGUCAUUGUGGUUUGAUUGAAGAAGGUCGCAAGUACUUUUCUAUGAUGAAAGAUGUGUAUGGAAUAGAACCAGCCGUUGAGCAUUACGGUUGUAUUGUUGAUUUAUAUGGCAGGGCUGGUCAACUUCAGAAGGCCUAUGACUUUGUCUGUCAAAUGCCUGUUGCCCCUACUUCUUUCAUUUGGCGAACACUUCUAGGGGCUUGCAGCAUAUAUAACAAUGUCAAGAUAGGGGAGCAAGUUAGAGAAAGGCUUUCUGAGAUUGAUCCCCUCAAUUCUGGUGACCAUGUGCUGCUGUCGAAUAUAUAUGCUGUUGCAGGGAAAUGGAGGGACGUUGCUGCAAUUAGAAGAUCAAUGAGGGAUCAGAGAAUGAAGAAAACUCCUGGUUGGAGCAUGAUUGAAGUAGACAAGGCAAUGUAUAGUUUUGUUGCUGGUCAAAUGCGGGGUGAGAUUGCUGAAGAGGCUAAUGAGAAGUUGACGGAGAUUACAUUGAGACUAAGGGUUGAAGGAGGUUAUGUUCCGGAGGUCAAGAUGGUCUUACAUGAUCUAGAAGAGGAGGAAAAAGAAGAUUCAGUGUCUAGGCACAGUGAAAAGCUGGCUGUAGCAUUUGGAAUGUUAAGAUCAAGCAAGGGCAGCACUAUAAGAAUAGUGAAGAAUUUGAGGGUUUGCAGGGAUUGUCAUGCAUUUAUGAAGCUCGUCUCCAGACUCUAUAAACGAGAGAUUUUGGUGAGAGACAGAAGUCGCUUUCAUUUCUUCAGAGAUGGUUUUUGCUCAUGUCGAGAGUACUGGUGAUGGUUGAGUAAGAACAGUUAAUGGAGACUUCGUGCUGGAAAUCAUGACAUGAAGAAGAUGCAGCCUGAAGG